AAGUGGUUUCGUUGCUGUUUCGAGUUGCCUGUGGUUGAUUUCAGCAUUUCAGUCUAACAUUGUGUGUUUGAGUGAACUCUGUUUCUCGACUCUCAGGAUCCGUUCAGCUGAAUUAUUAGUUUGUCAUUUCCACAUAGACUUCAUCAUGAAUCACACACAAACACCCCGAGAUGAAGAUGUUUCUCCAGGAUGCAGUUCAAUUCAUCAGAAAAAAUCAGAACCAAAGCCCAGCUGUGUGUCUCUGAGGAGUGAUGAGUCUAUAGGUCAUCCACCAAAUCUCAGUUCAGUUCACCAGAAGAAAUCAGAAGCAGAGCCCAGCUGUGUGUCUAUGAGGAGUGACGCUUCUUUGGAUCAUCCAUUCGAUUCGUCAAAUUCUAAGAGUGAUGACACAAGGUCAAUCCUGCAACACAGAUCAGUAACAAAACCCUUCUGUAAGAAAUAUGACCAGUCUAUGAAUCAACCACAAGACAGCACGUAUCCUGGUGUGAGCCAUGAAGUCCUCAACAUGUUUAGAUUAAAUCUGAUGAAGAAGUUUGAGCGUCUGUAUGAGGGAACAGCGAUGCAGAGAAACCCAACACUGCUGAAUGAGAUCUACACAGAGCUCUACAUCACAGAGAGUGAGAGUGGAGAGGUCAGUAAUGAGCAUGAGGUGAGACAGAUUGAGACACAGUCCAGGAGAGCAGCAACAGAGGACACAGCCAUCAAAUGCAGUGAUAUCUUUACACCUUUACCUGGACAAGACAAAGCCAUUAGAACUGUGCUGACAAAGGGAGUCGCUGGCAUUGGAAAAACAGUCUCUGUGCAGAAGUUCAUCCUGGACUGGGCUGAAGGGAAAGAGAAUCAGGAUGUCCAGCUCAUAUUUCCACUUCCUUUCAGAGAAAUCAAUCUGAUGAAGGAAAAAACACUCAGUCUUUCAGAUCUUCUUUAUGUGUUUUUCCCUGAAACUAAAGAAAAGGAAAUAUGCAGUGAUGAAUAUAAAGUGUUGUUCAUCUUUGAUGGUCUGGAUGAGUGUCGUCUGUCUCUGGACUUUAAGAGUGAUGUGAAACUGUGUAAUAUAUCUGAAUCAGCCUCAGUGGAUGAGCUACUGAUGAACCUCAUUGUGGGGAAUCUGCUUCCCUCUGCUCUCAUCUGGAUCACCUCCAGACCAGCAGCAGCUGAUCUCGUCCCCUCUGAGUGUGUCCAUCGAGUGACAGAGGUACGAGGCUUCAAUGAGCCACAGAAGGAGGAAUACUUCAGGAAGAGAAUCAGUGAUCAGAGUCUGGCCAACAGGAUCAUCUCACACCUGAAGUCAUCAAGGAGCCUCUACAUCAUGUGCCACAUCCCAGUGUUCUGCUGGAUCUCAGCCGCUGUUCUGGAGAAGAUGUUGAGUCCAGCAGAGAGUGGACAGAUUCCCAAGACUCUCACUCAGAUGUACACACACUUCCUGAUCCUUCAGACCAACAUCAAACAUGAGAAGGACUAUGAGAAGAAGGUGACCGAUGAAGACAUGAUCCUCAAACUGGGGAAAGUGGCUUUUCAGCAGCUUGUGAAAGGAAACCUGAUCUUCUACGAGGAAGACCUGAGAGAGUGUGGCAUUGAUGUCACAGAAGCAUCAGUGUACUCAGGAUUGUGCACUCAGAUCUUCAGAGAGGAGUUUGGCUUGUAUCAGGGGAAAGUCUUCUGCUUUGUUCAUCUGAGCAUUCAGGAACAUCUAGCAGCUCUAUAUGUGCACCUCUCCUCUACAAACUACAACAGAAAUGUGAUUGACCAACUCACCAAACAGAGGUUGUGGUCUAAAAUGAAGUACUGGUUUCAACUCAGUUCAUCAGAACAUGUUUCAUUAUCUGAGCUGCAUCAGAGAGCUGUGGAUGAGGCUCUACAGAGUAAAAAUGGACAUCUGGAUCUUUUCCUGCGGUUCCUUCUGGGUUUCUCAGUAAAGUCUCAUCAGAUUCUCCUACAACGAAUACUGACACUGAAAAGAAGCAGCUCUGACAGCAAUGAGAAAACAGUUGAGUACAUCAAGAAGAAGAUCAGGACCAUUGACUCUCCAGAGAAAUACAUCAAUCUGUUCCACUGUCUGAAUGAACUGGGUGAUCGUUCACUAGUGGAGGAAAUACAACAGUAUCUGAAAUCUGGGAAUUUAAGUGAAGUCAAACUCUCUUCAUCUCAGUGGUCAGCUUUAGUUUUUGUGUUGUUGACAUCAGAAGAGGAAAUGAAUGAGUUUAAUUUUAGUAAAUUUCUUAAAGGGAAGAAUAAUCCUGAAAAUGUGAAAGUUCUUCAGAAGUUGCUACCUGUGAUUAAAGAAUCCAGAACAGUUCAGUUGAGUAAUUGUGGCGUCACAGAUGAAGGUUGUGCUGCUCUGGCUUCAGCUAUGAGAUCAAACCCCUCACACCUGAGACGCCUGAGUCUGUCUGAGAAUAAAUUAGGAGAUUCAGUGAAGCUGCUUUCUGAUGUACUACAGAAUCCUCACUGUAAACUAAAGAUACUGUGGUAA
Messenger RNA from Cyprinus carpio (common carp), 2473 nucleotides. RefSeq names its product protein NLRC3-like. The coding region runs from base 146 to 2473 and encodes 775 amino acids. Gene Ontology annotation, molecular function: protein binding. The transcript has 7 exons. NCBI's taxonomy places the organism in Eukaryota, Metazoa, Chordata, Actinopteri, Cypriniformes, Cyprinidae. The record is from RefSeq and is a predicted model, not a curated record.